UAUUUAGCUUUCAUCGUUCUAGAACAACAAUGAAAGAAAAACGAGGAUGUAAAACGAGGAGCUUUGUAUUUUUAUUUUUUCUACAUUCCACUCUGCUGCUGUUUUUCGGGGAGCGGGCUUUGGCAGAGCUACGCUACUCUAUUCCAGAGGAAAUGGCGACUGGAACUGUUGUGGGCAAUGUUGCAAAAGAUCUUGGAUUGGACAGAAGCUCGCUGAGUGACAGGCGUUUCAGGGUGGUAACAGGCGCCACGGACGCAUAUUUUGAGGUAAACGCCGACAAUGGCGACCUGCAGGUCCGACGCAAAAUUGACCGGGAGGAGCUUUGUCAAGGGAGCGGCGCCUGCUCAAUUGAACUAAAGGUCCUGGUUGAGAAUCCUCUCGAGGUGCAUUAUGUAGUGGUAGAAAUAACCGAUGUAAACGACCACAGUCCUAUUUUUUCUCAAAAGAAACAGCUUUUUGAAAUAGCUGAACAUUCGUCUCCAGGAACACGAUUCCAGCUGCAUGCAGCCCGAGAUCCAGAUGCUGGAAUUAAUUCUGUGCGCACAUACACGCUGACGUCUAAUGAACAUUUUGAACUGGACAUUGUUCAGAGUGAUGAUGAAAAAAUACCGUUUUUGGUCCUGAAACGGUCAUUAGACAGAGAACAGAAAAAUAAACACUUCCUAAUUGUUACUGCAGUGGAUGGGGGCAAACCUAUAAAGUCAGGCACGCUCAAUGUUUCCAUUAUUGUGCUUGAUAUUAACGAUAAUCGACCCAUGUUUAGUCAAGACACGUACAAUGUGGAAAUAUAUGAAAACGUGCCAAGUGGUACAAUUGUUGCACGAGUCAAUGCAACAGAUCCAGAUGAAGGUACAAACGGUGAAAUAGAAUACAGCCUCAGCAAGACUUUGGCAAGCAAAGUGUCUGAUAUUUUUGAAAUGGAUCGUUUGAGUGGCCAAAUUAAGUUGAAAGGCCCUGUGAACUACGAGGAAUCAGAGAUUUAUAAAAUAGAAAUUGAGGCCUCUGACAAAGGAACACCUCCACUGACAAGCAGGUGUCGUGUGGUUGUAAAAAUAAAAGAUGUCAAUGAUAAUCCCCCGAUAAUAGAAGUGACAUCAUUCUCAAAUAAAGUGUCAGAGGAUUCAAAGCCUGGUACAGUUAUUUCCCUCAUUAGCGUUAUGGAUAAAGACUCUGGUGUAAAUGGCAAAAUCAUUUUGCACAUCACCAACAAUGUGCCGUUUGAAUUGAAACCUUCCUAUAAGGAGAACACCUAUUCAGUUGUCACUAAGGGAUUGUUGGAUCGUGAGGAGGUUUCUCAUUAUGAAAUAACAAUUAAAGCUACAGAUUGUGGAGAUCCCCCUCUUUCUAGUUUUAGAACAUUUGACAUAGAGUUAUCUGAUGUGAAUGACAACAGUCCACGUUUUGAACAAAGCCUGUUAAAUUUUUACCUGAUAGAAAACAACAUUGCCGGAGCAUCAGUAUUCUCCUUAAAGGCAACUGAUAAUGAUGUGGAUGAAAAUGCAGUUAUUCAAUAUAAAAUAGCUCGAGCCGAGAAGGAUAAGCCAGUAUCAUCAUUUAUGAAUAUAAAUUCCGAAAAUGGAGACGUUACAGCUUUGAAAAGUUUUGACUUUGAGAGACUGAAAAGUUUCCAGUUCCAAGUGGUGGCCACCGAUGGUGGGAGUCCUCCCCUGAGCAGCAACGUGACAGUCAAGGUGUUCAUUCUGGAUCAGAACGACAACGUUCCAGUCAUCCUGUAUCCGGUCAGCUCUAACGGUUCUGCCCAAGGUGUGGAGGAGAUUCCCCGCAACAUCAAAGCGGGAGACUUGGUGACCAAAGUCCGAGCCUAUGACGCCGACAUCGGCUAUAAUGGCUGGUUGCUCUAUUCGCUGCAGCGAGUCAGCGACCACAGUCUGUUUUCUUUGGACCGCUACACGGGCCAGAUCAGAACACUUCGCUCCUUGACGGAGACGGACGAGGCCGAGCAUCGCCUGCUGGUCCUGGUCAAAGACAACGGCAACGUGUCGCUCUCGGCGACAGCUACCGUGACCGUCAAACUCGUGGAGCCCAAAGAGGCUUUUGCCGCUUCCGACGUGAAAAGUGUGGCCACGAUGGACGAGGAGGACAAUGUGACUUUUUACCUGAUGAUCACUUUGGGCUCAGUGUCGCUCCUUUUUAUCAUCAGCAUUGUGGUGCUGAUCGCCAUGCAGUGCUCCAAGUCCACCGAGUACACUUCCAAAUAUCUGCAAGAAACCAAUUAUGAUGGCACACUCUGUCACAGCAUCCAGUACAGAUCGGGAGACAAACGCUACAUGUUAGUUGGACCUCGAAUGAGUAUUGGCUCCACCAUAGUACCAGGGAGCCACGCCAACACGCUGGUGCUCCCUGACAGGAGACACACUUCUGGCGAGGUAAGAUAG
This is a messenger RNA of Syngnathus typhle (broad-nosed pipefish), 2396 nucleotides long. Its product is annotated as protocadherin alpha-3-like. The record is from RefSeq and is a predicted model, not a curated record. Gene Ontology annotation, molecular function: calcium ion binding. The transcript has a single exon. Gene Ontology annotation, cellular component: plasma membrane. NCBI's taxonomy places the organism in Eukaryota, Metazoa, Chordata, Actinopteri, Syngnathiformes, Syngnathidae. Gene Ontology annotation, biological process: homophilic cell-cell adhesion. Bases 30 to 2396 code for a protein of 788 amino acids.